CUGUAAAUACUUCUAUAUAUGUUGGUUCAUAAACAAUGUAGUACCAAACGAAUAAUAUCUCAGCUCCCUUUACUUUUCUUUAUUGUACGAACAAUAAAAUAUAAUGCUACUCUCUUUCAUUUUCAUCUACCAUCUUCUUCGAGUAUAUUGAUGGCACCAAGUUACUAUUCACAAAUCCAACGGAGUAAUCUCUGCCAAAAUCAUUUUGCAGAAUCUAAAUUCAUUUCAAAGAGCAUGACCUGCCAUUUUUUGAUACUAAUGAGUCUAAUUAUUCCCCUCCCUUAUAUCGGUGCUGAGAGCGAGAGGGACUCUGUCAUCACGGUUGGAAAAGAACAACCCCACAUUUGGCAAAUGCGUACCACUCCUCGGAGACCGGGGACAGACGUCUCCACGGAUUCGAGAUCAAGAAAGCGCCACAACACCAGCCAUAAUCGUCAAAACCAUCUUCGCAAUGCGCAUGAUAUUCUGAAAAUCAUAGGAUGGGGGACUCUGUUACCAGCUGGGGCAAUAACAGCAAGGAACUUUAGAAAACAUCCAUUGAUGUGCGAGCGAUGGUAUUGUUGCCACGUAGUUUGUCAAAGUGCAGGAUAUAUUCUGGGCGGGAUAGGAUGGUUCACUGGAUUGUUGCUUAUAAGUUUUGCUAAGAAAGAAUUUGGCAGCACGUCAAAUGGCAUUAUUGGUACCAUCAUUUUCAUACUCACUACCAUACAGAUGAUUGCCGUGUUUUGGCAACCAAAGAAAGAACAUAAAUGUCGAAAGUGGUGUGAGAUAUUCCAUCGUGUUCUUGGGUAUGCUUUGAUUUGUUUAAUUAUAAUAAACAUAUUUGAAGCGAUCAAUCGUCAAAAUAGAUGGAUGUGGGCUUAUGCGGGAAUACUUGCAGUUUUAUCUCUUGUUGCUAUCGUUUUGGAAGUCAUUAGAUGGAUUGAAUCUCAGGAUUCCACACCAAUUCCCCAAGUCAAUAACAAUGUCAAUGUUCACCCUUUUCCGGACUAAUUGUAUCACUUGCUGUUUUCUUUUUCUUCUUUGUCCAAUUUCUUUUUAGAAACUCUAUUGUAUCUCCAUCUAUAUGGCCUAGCUAGCCAUUCUACUAUAUUUAUAAAUUUUUGUACAUUAGAAUGGAAUCAAAUUGUUGCCUAUAAUUGGAAUAAGCACAUUAGAAAUGGAGAAAUAAGUUUAUGCAA
Molecule: messenger RNA, 1181 nt
Organism: Ziziphus jujuba (common jujube)
Lineage: Eukaryota; Viridiplantae; Streptophyta; Magnoliopsida; Rosales; Rhamnaceae
Product: cytochrome b561 and DOMON domain-containing protein At3g61750
Exons: 3
Coding region: 19-993 (324 amino acids)
Source: RefSeq, a predicted model, not a curated record